CAAACAGGGUAAUGAAAAAAUCAAAACAAAAAACCAAAGCAAAUUACCUAUAUUUCUUUAUUUUUUCUGCAAAAUUACCCUAAAAUCAUAAAUUUGUAUCCAACAAAGAGCUAAGUUAUCUUUAUUAAAAUUGUUUUAAACUCUUGGAUGGAUACUUGCAUCUUGUGGACACCAACAGUUAACAGAUUGACAAACAUUUUUGAUUGCCAUUGCUAUGGUCCCUUCUUGGAAAAGCUGGUGUCGUCUAUGUGCCCGGGAAGACCAAGCCAACACUCAUAUCAGUUUUCAUCUGGGUAAUGAACUCGAACCAGACUAUCUUGAUACAAUCACUAAAUUCUUUUCAAUCGAUAUAAAACUCGACGAAUGGCCUCAAACCAUUUGUCCUCAAUGCCAUCAAUUUGUCACGAAUUUUAUUAACUUCAUUCAGAGAACAUCCAAAGUUCAAGCAAUGUUUGCCGAACUUUUCAGCAAUCUCCAUGAAGUUAUUGAUCCUGACCAAUUGAAGGCUCAAUAUGAACUUCAUGAACUUGGUGACAUUGAAUUAGAAUUGAAACUCUUUUCGAACAGUCCCACACAGGAACCAAUAAUAGAGUCAAGAGAUUCCCCUGAACAAAUGAUCGAUCUCGAAGAAAUCGAGUACAUCGACGAGGAGGUAUUGGAUCAACCACAUAUCAAAUCCGAAGAUUACGAACUUGAUGAUGACGCAAAUAAUCUCGACGAUGACGAGUGGCAUAACGAUGAUCCCCAACCAGAUCAAGAUGUUGCCUCCAAUAAUAGCCUUUCCGUAACUCAAAAAUCUGAGAAUGAAGAUGAAAAAGAAGAAAUACCGCCAAAGGGUUUAAAGCGAGGUCGACCGAGAAUCGAACUCGAGACAUUCUCUUGUUCUUCAUGUCAAAAGCAUUUCUAUUCGUAUUCAAAGUUUGCUAAUCACAAUCAGGAAGAGCAUGGCGUCUCAGUUGACCCACUGCCAUAUUCCUGUUCGAAAUGUAGCAAAGGCUUUUCCACCCAAAAAGCCUAUCAGACCCACGAACUUAGCCAUCUUCCUCCCGAAGAGAAACACAAGAUUCCUUGUCCAUAUUGUGAUAAGCAGUUCACAAAAAUAAACGGGGUACAAAGCCACAUUCGGACGGUUCACUCCGGCGAGAAGCCAUUUAUCUGUGAGGAAUGUGGAAAGGGUUGCAAGACAUUUGGGGCCCUUAAAGAGCACAAAUUGACACACACCGAGGAGACGCCCUUCAAGUGUCGAUAUUGCGAGAAAAGUUUUAAAAAUAAAUCCAGAUUAAAAACACACUUGGACACCCACAAUGAGACCAACUAUAUUUGCACCUCAUGUGGAUUGCAGCUCAACACACGACGUACACUUAAAAUGCACAUGUUAGUUCACUCUGACCAAAAGAGGCACAAGUGCGAUUACUGCGGCAAUGAGUUCAAACGUGCGAAAGCCUUGAAGAAUCAUCUCAUCCUUCAUACAGGUCUCAAGCCAUACACAUGCAAUUUCUGUGACAAAACCUUUGCCAAUGGGUCGAAUUGUCGCACUCACAAGAAGAAAACACAUCCCAUUGAAUUGGCAGCGAUGGAGGCUGCCGGAACAAAGGUCACAAAUCCCAACAUUCCCAAAUUGGAAAAACUUCGAGCUGUAACUUCUUAUAAAUCGGUUUUAAUACAAGACACUACGGACACUCUGGUCGGUCUAGGUCAGGAGUUUGGAUCGACUGUGAGUAUUGUGUCAAUAACCAAUGAUACGGAUUCAUUGAGAAGUGAUAAUCAGCUGUCGCAGCUGAGGACGACAAAAGAACAACAAAUCAUCCUGAAUAAUCAAAGACAAAAGUCGGAGUUUGUACAUAACAAUAUGGGUUAUGGACAACUGCCAAUGAGCUCAACCAAUAUCGACAUCAAUCUCUUCCGAUCUGAAACUAAUUUCCCUGAUGAAUUAAAGAACUUAUUCUCCAUAAAUAUAUCAGAAGCAAGUAACUUGAGUAGCAUGAUCUGUUUAAAUUGCCAUGAAAGAGUCAAGGGAAUCAUAGCAUUUGGCAAUAAGGUAUCAAGGGUCCAGUCAAUGUUUUUAGAAAUAUUAAAUAGUAACAAAAAAGAUGAACUAGAUUUAAAACAACUCAAAGUCCAAUACAAACUCGAUGAUGAUGAGUUUGACCGGAAGUUGAUUGAUAUCAAUGCAAUUGAUAAAAUUGAUGACAAACAAACAAAUAUAUUGCAAGACCCUCCCAAUGAGAUGGUUGAUUUGUUUGAACCUUCAAAUAUAAAAGUUGAAACCACUUUGGAAGAUUUUUCAGAUGGGUUUGAUAACGAAGAAGAUUGCUGUAAUCAGCCAAUUGGUUUAGAUAAAGAUGAAUCCAUAAAUAACAAUGGCAAGCUCAAGUCGGAUUCCGAAACCAAGGAACUCACUGAAACACCAAAUAAAAUCAGACGAACUAGAGCUCGAGAGACACAACAGAAUACAACUAUUCCCAUCAAAUGUUCAGAAUGCAAAAAGACAUUUGCAAAUCUAAACAGUAUGAAACGCCAUUUAAGAAAACAACAUGGACUCUCAACAAGAGUUCCACGAAUUAAGUCUCCUUUUAUUUGCGAAGAAUGCGGAAAAAUAUGCAAAUCUCUGCCAAAGCUUGAUGAACACAAGCUAGUCCAUGUAGAAGAUCGACCCUUUAAAUGUAAACAAUGUGAGAAAUGUUUCAAAAACAAACUUCGACUUAAGUACCAUGAAGAUACACAUAGUACAACAUCAUACAUUUGUACAAUAUGCGGGAUUCGAUUGAAUUCAAAGCCGACACUAAACAUGCACAUGGUAAUACACUCGGAUGAGAAGCGUUUCAAGUGUGAUUAUUGUGGCAACGAAUACAAACGUGCUAAAGCAUUAAAAACCCAUCUAAUUUUGCACACAGGGCUUAAACCAUAUACUUGUGACUUUUGUGAUCGAACCUUUGCCAAUGGAUCCAAUUGUAGGAGUCACAAGAAAAAAUCACAUCCCGUUGAAUUGGCAGCAAUGGAAGCGGCUGGAAAAGCUAGUAGUUAUACAAAAGUGCCAGAAUUGAAAGAUUUGCGAGCAUCACUGCCAUUGAUAGGUAUUAAUGUUGUCCAAUUCUCCUCAGCUGGAUUUUCCAAAUCAAUUAAACUAAUCAUGUCGACACGACGGCCACGAAUAAAGGCCUCUGCCAACUUGGCUUUAGCCUCGAAACGUAAACCUAAAACCACUACUGAAACACCAUUAAUCAAACCCAAAGAGGAAGAGUCUGAUGUAAAACCCAAGCCUUCUGAUAUUAAAUUGGAAAAACUUUUAUCAAAUGAUACUGUAGAAGUAACAACUAAAAAUGAAAGUUUAUCUAAACCUCAAGAGAGUGUCAACGAAAGUCAGAUUGAUCACAGUACAUCUCUCUCCGAAGAACCAACUAACAAUGAGAGUUCAUCUAAACCUCAAGAGGGUAUCAAUGAAAGUCUGAUUAAUGAGAGUACAACUCUGUCCGAAGUUUCAGAAGUUAUUCAGACAAUACCUUACCCAGAAAUAGAAAAUGUUGGCGACUGCGUUAAUCCAAUUCAACCAAAGUCGCCAGCUCCUUUGGCUGUGGAUAAUGUUGUUCCUACUGAGCCAAAUCAAUACUUACUACCUUCCACUCAAAUCGUUUACACUGUAACAGAAACCACUCUUAUAGAAAGUCCAGAUAUUGUCCAAAAGUCUUCUGGGAAAACCUUGCAAAGCUUUGAAGAUGCUUUUAAAUACCCCUUCAAUCCAGACUACAAACGUCCCACACCCAUCAUCCAGCCAGUAGAAGAGAGCGCUACUUCUGAUUUGGAAGACAAUAUUCUCCACAUGGAUUUACAGAAGUCACCCGGAUUCCCAAUGUCACCGACCAAGGCUCGCCAAAGAAUUCGACCAACACCAAUUUUUGGCCAAAGACGUAAUAGUUUUAUACUUACCUCACCCUCACCCCACACAGAAGACGACACCGUUGGCACAACUCGUCAGAGAAGCUCAAACAGUACAUCAUCGGAUGUAUCGGGGAGUUUCCUAAUGAGAAAACUAGCAGCCGGGAAUCUAGGACGAAUACGUACUGAAUCAGGUUGCUCAACAAUAUCCGAGUCUCGUGGAGGAUCAUCACGAAAAAAUCCCAAUGAUGAGCAGAAAUCUUUAAAGAAAGAGUUUCAAAUGCGAUUCAAUGGCGGAGUUCCGGAUAAGUCAACAUUGAAAAUGUUUGAUCUAAUUUACUACAAUCCAGCAACAAAUCCCAUGGAAAAAAGACCCAAAGCAGAACAAACAACUGAAAAAUUUUCCGAAGAUGUGAAGGGAGUCGAUUCAAAAGCUGCAAUUGUUAAUGAAUCUGCAAUGCCAGUGCCACAAUUGAAACUUGGUUCAAACGGUGAACUUAUGAUUGACGAAAUGAGUUUGGAAAUUGAAACAACAGCUGAAGUUGAAGCGAGGAAAGUUUUAGCAAAUACCAGCUUGAUAUAUCACGAUGAGAAUACUGGGGGUGAAGGUUUUUAUAAGAGAACUAAACGCACAAAAGACUGGCACCACGAUGAGACAAUUAAAUUUUAUAGAUGUCUGCAAACUGUGGGAACGGAUUUCUCUUUAAUGUUAACUUUGUUUCCGAAUCGUAAUAGACGAGAUUUGAAAUUGAAAUUCAAGAAAGAGGAACGUUGUAAUUUGAAUUUGAUUAACAAAGCCUUGUUGUAUCCGGGGACAUUUAAUAUUGAAGAUUUGAAGGAGCAAUUAGAUGCUGAGGAUCGAGAACGUCAAGAACAAGAACGAUUGUGGAAGGAAAUUAAAUCAAAAGAAGCUAAGAAAACUAAAAAGUCGAAUGUUGUGAGUAAGGCAUCACGUAUCCUAACAUCGGGCGAGGAUGCGUACCAAAAUGAAAACAUAACCAAAGCCAAACUUUCCAAACGACCCCGCAAAGAGAAGAAAAAAGAUUCCGAGCCAAAAGAGAAACGCAGAAGGAAAAACAAUAAAAAACCAGAUGUCAACGUGAAAACAGAAUUAGAUGAUGAAUUGGAGGAACUACUAAACGGAUGUGAAACAGAAACUAUGGAUUCGAUUGCUGAUAGUGAAGGCUUGAACGAAGCAUCAAUAAAUCUAAUCCUCAGUGAAUUGGCCAAUGGAACUUUAGCUUUGGUUAGCAGUGAAGAUCUAACCAAUCCUAAUAAGGCGACAAUCAAUGAAAUAUACAUAAUGUGUAAAGAAACAAACACACUCAGUGACAAACCAUUGGACCUUCCCGAGGAUAUUGUCGAUGCUAUCAAAGCAGCAAUAUCAAGCUGAAAUAUAUAUAAAAUACCGUUAAAGUUAAUAAUGCAGGUUUAAAUCAAGCAACAAUAUUUAGGAUAUGCUACCUACACGAGUCUAAAGAAUGGAGUUAUUGUUUUUGUUUUUUUGCCAUAAGCUCAAAAAGAUUGCGCUUGCAUUUAAAAAAUUGUUUUUGUUAUACAAAUAUUUAUAAUUUUAUUAAAUAUAUCGUGGAGAUUAAAUA
Episyrphus balteatus (marmalade hoverfly) is the source of this 5474-nucleotide messenger RNA. RefSeq lists its product as uncharacterized. The record is from RefSeq and is a predicted model, not a curated record. Gene Ontology annotation, biological process: regulation of transcription by RNA polymerase II; cell fate commitment. The coding region runs from base 215 to 5266 and encodes 1683 amino acids. Gene Ontology annotation, molecular function: RNA polymerase II cis-regulatory region sequence-specific DNA binding; DNA-binding transcription factor activity; zinc ion binding. The transcript is spliced from 10 exons. Lineage: Eukaryota; Metazoa; Arthropoda; Insecta; Diptera; Syrphidae. Gene Ontology annotation, cellular component: nucleus; cytoplasm.